AUGUGUCAUUUCAUACUUCUUCCAUUAUCUUACUCAGGUCAUCAAAUAAUCAUUAUCAGUAUAAUUUUAUUUUGUGGUAGUUAUCGUCUUUGUUUUCAAUAUGUCGAUGGUGCAAAUGAACCUUUCAUUACUAACCAUACAGAAAAAGUUUUAUCAAAAUUAAAACCAAAUGAUGAAAUACUUAUUCUCGGUAUACUUCUUCAACCUAUUUUCUUUAUUGAUCUAGUAAACAAUCCUGAUAAUACACCAUUUCAUCUUAAAUGUACAAAAGACAUGAUUAUAUUCAAUAGUAAGGUUAAUGCUCGUUGGUUGAGUGAAAUAAAAUUAAUACCAAGUCCAUUGGUAGUUAAUACAUCAUUUAUUAUUGAUAUUAUUCUUGAUGAAAAUGGUGGAUUUAAUAUUUCUUUUAAUGAACAUACACUUUUUAAAAUUAACAAACGUGAAUCAUUAGAAAAUGUUAAUCUACUUGAUAUCUAUGGAAAUAUAACUCUUAAAUCAGUUAGAAUUCUUCAUAUGACUAAAGAUGAAGAUAAUUCAUCAAAAAGAACAUUAAUUAUUGGUAUAGCAAUUACACUUGUCUUAGUAAUUAUCAGUGGAUUGGGUAUUUUUUAUAUACUAAGACGACAUUGUAUACGUUCAAAGUCAAAAAAAAAAGCAAAUAGUGAUCAAGAGUCAAUAAAUGAAAGUUUAGAAAGUUCUAGAAGUAAACAAACAGCAAAAUCAAAUAUUUCAUAUAUAACAGGAAAUUCAUUUCUUUCAUAA
Messenger RNA from Adineta steineri, 762 nucleotides. NCBI's taxonomy places the organism in Eukaryota, Metazoa, Rotifera, Eurotatoria, Adinetida, Adinetidae. The record is from the annotation of a GenBank genome assembly.